Centruroides sculpturatus (bark scorpion) is the source of this 652-nucleotide messenger RNA. RefSeq names its product gamma-secretase subunit PEN-2-like (gene pen-2). Gene Ontology annotation, cellular component: gamma-secretase complex. The record is from RefSeq and is a predicted model, not a curated record. The transcript is spliced from 3 exons. Lineage: Eukaryota; Metazoa; Arthropoda; Arachnida; Scorpiones; Buthidae. Gene Ontology annotation, biological process: Notch receptor processing. The coding region runs from base 111 to 416 and encodes 101 amino acids.
AGAUGGCAACAGCGGUGAUUUGCUAAUUUCCACUGGUUUGUUUAUGCUUCCUAUGACAUUCUUUUAUUUCCAAUCUUUCAAGAUUUCUGUUUGUAUUGAAAUUAGUAGAAAUGGAUCUUCGAAAAAUGAAAAAUGACGAUAAGCUGAAAUUAUGUCGAGGGUAUUAUAUUGGUGGAUAUUUUAUGCUUCCCUUUUUGUGGUUUGUUAAUUUUGUAUGGUUCUUUGGUGAAGCAUUUCGUAAACCUGCAUUUGAAGAACAGAAACAAAUAAGAACAUAUGUUUUACGAUCAGGAAUAGGCGCAUUAGUUUGGGCUGCUGCAUUACUUGCUUGGAUUGUAGUUUUUCAAGUCAAUAGAGCAGAUUGGGGUGAAACAGCUGAUAAAAUAUCUUUUAUUAUUCCAACUGGAAUACCUUGAUAUCUUUAAGACUUUAAAUUAAAUUGUAAAGUUCCUUGAAAAUAUCAUAAAUGUAUGUUUGUAAAUUUGUAUAGAUUUUAAUAUAAUUUGAAUUUUAAAUAAUUUUUGAAUUAUGAAUUGAUAUAAAAAAUUAAAAACCACAGAAAUUUAUAUAAUAAUUUUACUAUUUUGUUAAAUAACAAUACAUGAUAAAUUUAGCAGUAUUUGUAUUUAAUUAAUUUUUGCAUACAUUUAUU